UUAAACAUCAUGGAGCUUAUCAGUUUGUUCGCCGUUCCCGUCCUGCUAGAGGCCAUGUCCUUGACCUAUCUGGCUUGGACGGCCACCUCCCAUCGCCGGCGUUCACAGUGCUACCUCCUGGAUUAUGUCUGCUACAGACCGCCAGACGACCGCAAGGUGACGACCGAUAUGUUGUACGAAAUGGUCGAGCGUAACAAGUAUCUCGGCAUGCCCGAGUUACGCUACCUCUUCCGCCUAACGUCUCGCGCUGGUCUGGGUGAGCAGACCUACCUCCCCUCUGGCGUCUUAGCCGGCCGUGAGAUGUGCCUCACCCACCAGGACGCUCUCGACGAGAUGGACGCUUUCUCCAACGACGCCGUCGCCGGCCUUUUUUCCAAGACCGGAUUCGGCCCCCUCGACGUGGACGUGCUCGUGGUCAACGUCAACAUGUUCAACCCAGAGCCUUGCCUCGCCUCGCGGAUCGCGCACCACUACGGAAUGCGCGAGGACGUCGCGGCGUACAAUGUCUCCGGCAUGGGCUGCAGCGCGACCGUGGUAUCGUUGGAUAUCGUACAGAACAUCAUGCGGGCACGGUCGCCGCGCCCCGUGCUUGCGGUCGUGGUAUCAACGGAGGUGCUCUCACCUGGAUGCUAUGGGGGCACGGACAAGUCCAUGAUGCUGGGGCUAUGCCUUUUCCGUUGCGGCGGCGUAGCGGCGCUGCUCACCAGCGACCCCGCGCUAGAUGGGCGCGCGAAGAUGAAGCUACGCCGCCUCGUGCGCGCAAAUAUCGCUGCCAACGACGAUGCUUACUCCGCCAUCUUUCAGCGCGAGGACACGCACAACAUAACCGGCUACAGCAUCAACAAGACCCUCCCAAAGGCUGCCGUCCGAGCGUUCGCCGCCAACCUGAAACGGCUCGUCCCUUACAUCCUCCCUGUCAGCGAGCUCUUCCGACUUGCCACCGACUUGAUACGUCAGAAGAUGUCUCGCCGCCAGCGAUUCAAGAUCGAUGUCAACUUGAAGACCGGGGUUGACCAUUUCUGCCUCCACUCAGGCGGCGUUGCGGUCAUCGACGCCGUGAAGAAGAAUUUCGGGCUCGACGAGGCAGACGUGGAGCCGUCGAGGAUGACACUGCACCGCUGGGGAAACACGUCGGCCAGCAGCGUGUGGUACGUGCUUGCGUACAUGGAGGCAAAGGGGAGGCUCAAGAGAGGAGACCGGGUGCUCAUGGUGACCUUCGGAUCGGGCUUCAAGUGCAACAGUUGCAUGUGGGACGUGACUCGCGAUCUGGCCGAUAAGGGUGCGUGGGCCGACUGCAUUGAUGAGUACCCGGUGGAGAGCACAGCCAACCCUUACACGGACAAGUAUAGUUGGAUGAAUGACAACGCUGAUGACGAUCCCUCGUUGCCUGUGUUGUAAAAUACGUGCAAGGCGCGUACGUCAAUCACAGAUCACAUCACAGUGCGGCGAAUAAAAGCAUCACAACUUCUCUUGGUCAGAUUAUACUUGGGAGUAAAAAUUACUUGAAAAGCUAUCAAGAUGGCACUCACAACUGCGAGGGCAUGUAUUUACUGAA
Molecule: messenger RNA, 1555 nt
Organism: Hordeum vulgare subsp. vulgare (domesticated barley)
Lineage: Eukaryota; Viridiplantae; Streptophyta; Magnoliopsida; Poales; Poaceae
Product: 3-ketoacyl-CoA synthase 12-like
Exons: 1
Coding region: 10-1398 (462 amino acids)
Biological process (GO): fatty acid biosynthetic process
Cellular component (GO): membrane
Molecular function (GO): acyltransferase activity, transferring groups other than amino-acyl groups
Source: RefSeq, a predicted model, not a curated record